Saccharomyces paradoxus is the source of this 540-nucleotide messenger RNA. RefSeq names its product acireductone dioxygenase (Ni2+-requiring) (gene ADI1). Lineage: Eukaryota; Fungi; Ascomycota; Saccharomycetes; Saccharomycetales; Saccharomycetaceae. The record is from RefSeq and is a predicted model, not a curated record. Bases 1 to 540 code for a protein of 179 amino acids. The transcript has a single exon. Gene Ontology annotation, molecular function: acireductone dioxygenase [iron(II)-requiring] activity.
AUGGUGAAGGUAUACAUCCAUGAUAACAAGGACUACUUAGAUUAUCGCGCACCCCACAAUUCUGGGAUGGAACUUUCCUUGAAUGAGCUAGCAAAAUUAGGAGUAAUUUAUAAAUACUGUGCAAACGAGGGAGAAGUGGAUGAAAUUGCCAGGGAAAGAGAAUAUAAAAAUAGAGAUGUGGUCGACAUUUACAAAGGUUCCUUCAAUAGUGAAACAGAGUUUAAUGAAAAAUUAGCAAUGUUUUACCAAGAGCAUUUACAUGAAGACGAAGAAAUAAGAUAUUGCCUCGAAGGCACGGGAUACUUUGACGUCAGAGAUGCUUCUACACCAGAAAACUGGGUCAGGUGCCUGGUAGAGCCAGGGGAUCUACUGAUCCUUCCACCUGGCAUUUAUCACCGUUUCACCUUGACAACUAGCAACCACAUCAAGGCCUUGAGACUAUUUAAGGACGAGCCCAAAUGGCAAGCCAUCAACAGAUCAAGUCAGGCUGAUUCGUUGCCUGUACGCAAGGACUACAUUGCCCAGAUCAAUCAGUACUAA